This is a messenger RNA of Candidula unifasciata, 679 nucleotides long. NCBI's taxonomy places the organism in Eukaryota, Metazoa, Mollusca, Gastropoda, Stylommatophora, Geomitridae. The record is from the annotation of a GenBank genome assembly.
GUUGACGAUGAAUUUCUAUAUGUUAAUGGUAAUUUUAAGUCAACAAGGGAAGCAACAAAUGCCAGGAAUAAAUCUGUAGAUCUCUUGCAAAAAGAUACAGAUGUUUUGGAGCCAAUGGUGAAUAACAGGAAAGAAUGUAAUAAAAAAGAAAAAGAGAUCAAUUUGGUCAUGGAAGAGAAAGAUAAAUACAUUCUGGAUAUGGAACAAAGUAUCACAACUCUGUUGGAAGAGAAAAAUGUCUUGUCCGGGGAAGUGAGGCAUAAAGAUAAAACACUGAAAGAUCUCAGAGAUGAGAUCUCCAUGUUCCAGCAGAUGCUAGCAGUGAAGGAUGAACUCAUCAUGAGCCUAACUAACCAAAUUCAAAAAUUAAGCAAUGACUGCAGCCUUGACAUAGGUAACCAAGAUGAAAGCACUGGAUACUGUAUUCCAUUUCAAAACUGUCCAACAUUUCUAACAGUUGAAAAGAAGGAAUUUGAGAGAUUAAGUGAUAUGUGUAAAGCUUAUGAGGACCAGAAUAAAUUUAUAACCAAUGAAAUUCUGGAGCUCAACGCUCUGAGACAAGAUGAUGAGGUCAGAGAAAGUUUACUCAUGAUAAAGAUUGCCAGGCUUGAGGCUCAGUACUAUCAAACAAGGAGCAAGUAUCUCUAUCUGCUAAAUAAGUUACAAAUGCCAAAACAAG